AUGCGGAGACGCUGCGCCUCCACCCGGCAGUGCCGCUGCUGCUGCCAAGGGAGACCCUGCGGCACGUCGGCAUCUGCGGCUACGACGUGCCGGCCAGGACGAGGGUCCUGGGGAACGCGUGGGCCAUCGGCAGGGACCCCGCGAGCUGGGGGGGGCGCCGACGCCGAGGAGUUCGACCCGGGCAGGUUCGAGAGGAAGGAGGACGACGGCGUGGGCUUCGGCGGCACGCACUUCGAGCUGCUGCCCUUCGGCGCCGGCCGCAGGAUGUGCCCCGGGAUGGCCCUGGGAGUUGCUACGGUGGAGUUCACGCUGGCCAACCUGCUCUACUGCUUCGACUGGGAGCUCCCGGAGGGGGUGAGGCCCGAGGACGUGAGCAUGGAGGAGGCCGGAGGGCUCACGGUCCACAAGAGGACGCCGCUCCUGCUCGUGCCCACAAGAUACUACAAGAGUGCCGUGCCGGCCGCUGCUUAGCUCAUGCAUCAUCAUCUCGAUAGACCAAUGUUGUAAUAUAUAAUUGGUUAGGUAAUUAUUUGCAAGUAAAUAAUUAAGCAGCACACCUUAGUUUACUGUAUGUGGUUCAAUCUAGCUAGCUAAUUCAAUAUGAUGGGUUGAAAAGAAAAUUGCACCUUAAUUUAUAAUUUAUUAAUGUCUCUCUUGCAUUGUCCUCCCUGCAGCUAAUAUGUAUGAAAGGAGGCUGCUUGCAGAAUAUUGGAAGCAUGCAGCAUCCAGGUAGCAGUAGCAGUGAGAUUAUAUUCCUUGCCUUCUCCAUGCAGGACGCAGCCCCCUGUGACGUCAGGGUGCAGUCGCCGUCCUGCAAAUCCGGUACACCGUGCAUCCGGGCGGCGGCGAAGGCACCGUCAGCUGCUACUAAUAUAAUACCACCACUGCUGCAUAACACCACGUCGAUCUUUAGCAUUUAUAUUUAUCACGGCC
Molecule: messenger RNA, 933 nt
Organism: Panicum virgatum (switchgrass)
Lineage: Eukaryota; Viridiplantae; Streptophyta; Magnoliopsida; Poales; Poaceae
Product: 4-hydroxyphenylacetaldehyde oxime monooxygenase-like
Exons: 2
Coding region: 1-471 (156 amino acids)
Molecular function (GO): iron ion binding; monooxygenase activity; heme binding
Source: RefSeq, a predicted model, not a curated record